This is a messenger RNA of Ascochyta rabiei, 1473 nucleotides long. RefSeq lists its product as uncharacterized. Bases 1 to 1473 code for a protein of 490 amino acids. NCBI's taxonomy places the organism in Eukaryota, Fungi, Ascomycota, Dothideomycetes, Pleosporales, Didymellaceae. The record is from RefSeq and is a predicted model, not a curated record. The transcript has a single exon.
AUGCUCGAGCUUGCUGUGGCGGAGGCGUACCGCCCACACACACCGAAAAGCGCACCAAAGAAAAGAUUACCAAAAUCCUCGUCAUUUGCGACAAAUCCCAAAAUUAGAGCCCCAACCUUCUCUUUACGAUCGCGGCCCGCUUCCUCUCUCUCCAACAGCUCAAGCGCUUACUCCCAGCCCCGAUCGUUCAGAAGUAUCACAUCCUGGCGUAAAAGAACUGACUCCGUGCUCAGCUCGACAACAGAAACGCCGGAAAGCUCAGGCUGCGUUGAUUUAGUGCUCAGCUCUACGACACAAGUACCAGACGUCUGCACCUCUUGCAGACCCGUGCCUAUAUCUGACAACCGUCCUCGAUUGCCGCUCAAGGUGCCUCUACCCCCACAAGAAGAACUGGAAGAAUUCGACCUAGCCCUACAAGCAGCCAUCAACCAUCUUCAAAACUCUGCCUUCUCCAGCGCCCACAACCAAGCCUCAGCGGCGCUCGCCCAUCUCGCGCACAUAGCUGACAUCGUCUCCUGCGUAGCGACUAGCUGGCCAGAGUUCUGGACCAUGCUCGUGCAUGCUGCCCAGCUCCUCUGCAGUGCCAAACAAGGCAUGAGUCGGGAUGUGGCGAGCUGUCUGGUCCAGGCGCUUGAGCGAGUCGCUAGAUGGUGGAACGAGGAGCAAAGAAGAACGGAUGGGGAUGAAAGUACAGCAGAGCUCGCUCGCAUAACAGGGAGCGCCUUUGAUCAGAUACUUCGGCAGAGGAAGGAUGUGGAUGAGCUGCUGAGUGGGGUAUUUGAGACGUGGUUGGAGAAGUACAUCGAAGGUAUGCAGCGAGUGAACUCUCAUGCGCCGGCAUGGAGUGCGACCAGCCACACAUCCAAACCGGUGCGGAGCGGGGUGAAGCAAGAGAGCGUACUGCGGAUCCUCACACCUACCCCUUCCCCCGCCAUCUUCGCCAUGUUAUCUCACGCUCUCUCCGCGAUGCCCAGUGUCAGUAUCGCAAUCUCCAUCAUGUCCACGCCAGAUGUCACUCCGCCCUCAGAGCUCUGUCCAAUCUCACCAUCAACGUCUCGACUACGCACCACCGUCUUCCCGGCCCAGGCAAUUGGCACCGCAAGUCGAGACGUAGACAUCCUGCUCUUGCGCGCAGAAGCCUUCGACUCCCAAGGCAACAUUCAAAGCACGAGAGGCGCGUUGAGCGCUGCUGCAUGCGUCAAGACUCUCUCUUCAUAUGCGAGAGUUGUCGUCCUAGUUGGUCUGGACAGCAUUGUUUCUAAAUCGGGGAAAAGAGAAAGAGAUAGUGAGCCGUGGAACGUGUUAGGUCUGAAACCUGAUGAUAGAGAUGUUGAUAUGGACGUGAAGUUAGCGUGGGCUCCUGCGCGGCUCAUGGAUACGUAUAUCAUGGAAACAGGCGUGCUGGAGUUAGGUGAGAUGGAGAAGUUGGCGACGGAGGCUGGCGAGCGGGUGCGCUACAUUUUUGGUGAGUGA